This is a messenger RNA of Peromyscus leucopus (white-footed mouse), 3244 nucleotides long. It is a transcript of the gene Best1, whose product is annotated as bestrophin 1. The transcript is spliced from 12 exons. Bases 1296 to 3062 code for a protein of 588 amino acids. Gene Ontology annotation, molecular function: chloride channel activity. The record is from RefSeq and is a predicted model, not a curated record. NCBI's taxonomy places the organism in Eukaryota, Metazoa, Chordata, Mammalia, Rodentia, Cricetidae.
UAAAGGGUCUCCAUGUAAGAGUCCACGUUCUAGGAGGAGACGGACAUGUAAAGCAAUUCACUGAAGCCGAGGAGCCCUUGGAGAAAAGACUAUGCCUUCUAGAACCCCGGGAGCUUAGACUAUGUAGUACGUAGUUCCAUCAAGAACUCACUCAUGGGACUGCAGAGGUGGCUCACCAGUUCAGAGAACUGGCUAUUCUUCCGGAGGACCUGGCUUUGAACCCCAGCACCCACAUGGUGGUUACAACCCUCUAUAACUCAAGUCUCAAGGGACACUAUACCCUCGUCUGCCUGCCAGGGGUAUCAGACAGGCAUGUGUUACACAGAUAAACAUGCAGACAAAACAUCCAUACACAUAAAAACAAACAAAAAAACAAAUUACUCAGCCCAGCAUCACAGUAUGUUCUCAGAAUGCAGGGGCCCUGGUUCUUAAAACACAUUCAUUGAACAGGUGGGGAUGGAGUGAAAAGGUGGGGUAGGGUCAGAGCCUCACCUGACUGGUCUCCACAGGCUGCAGUCCGUGAAGCAGAGCACAGCUCAGGGAUCCCAGCUCUCCCCCAGGCUGUGCUGAAUUCUCACCUUGUGACUCUUUUUCUGUUGGUUCUGAUCUGUUCUGUACUAUCUCAUUGGCCUGAUAUGGCUUGGUGAUGCUGGACUGAUGUAUCCCAGCCUUCCCCUGCCUUACGCUGUCCUUGUCCCUCUGAAGGGGUCAGAGGUUAUGUGUCAGAGUCCCCAGAGCUUUAGCAAUCAGGUCUGCCUGGUGUCAGGGAAGAGGUGUUGACUAUCUUCCUUCCUGUCCCUGGAGUGGCACUACUAUAUGUCCUCUGCCUCCCUGCCCAGCUGUGUUCAUCUACCUCUUUCUUCCUCUUGGCUUCUGCCCUACUUAUUCUGUGAUUGGCCCAGGGGAGGAGAGUGGGCUGGCAGGCACCCUAUGCAGAGCCUGGAGACAGCAGCCAGACCCACUGGGCCCACCCCAGGGUCUCCUGCCUACUGCCCUCUGCCAAGUCUGGUCCUCUUCUACCUGCCUGGCAGAGGUCAGGUCCUCUGUGAUGCUCCUGUUGCUAUGGUGAUCCUAGAUGAGAAGGCUAUAAUGUUCUGGGUCUGGAACUUUCACCCGUUAGCCCAUCUGUUCUCUACCUGCUCCCUGAUAUGGUUCUCUACCAGGGGACUCGAGAGCAUGGGCUCUGCUACCAUCAAAGUCUUCUCUGCAUACCCCUCAUUCCUCAGACCUCCCUUCAACCCCAACAGAGACCCUAACAGGACCCGAGGCCACCUACUGCUGCACAGUGCCAAGCCAUGACUGUCACCUACACAAACAAAGUAGCCAAUGCCCGUCUCGGUUCCUUCUCCUGCCUGCUCCUGUGCUGGCGUGGCAGCAUCUACAAGCUGCUGUGUGGGGAAUUCCUCAUCUUCAUGUUCCUCUACUACGCCAUCCGUGGAGUCUAUAGAAUGGCUCUCUCGAAUGAACAGCAGCUGUUGUUUGAGAAGCUGGCUCUGUACUGCGACAGCUACAUUCAGCUCAUCCCUAUAUCCUUUGUUCUGGGUUUCUAUGUGACGUUGGUGGUGACCCGCUGGUGGAACCAGUACGAGAGCUUGCCUUGGCCGGACCGCCUUAUGAGCCAGGUGUCAGGCUUCGUGGAGGGCAAGGACGAGCAAGGUCGGCUGCUGCGGCGCACACUCAUCCGCUAUGCCAUCCUGGGCCAAGUGCUUAUCCUGCGCAGCGUCAGCACCGCGGUCUUCAAGCGCUUUCCCACCCUUCUGCACCUGGUGCGAGCAGGCUUUAUGACCAAUGAGGAAUAUAAGCAUUUGCAGAAGUUGGGCCUACCACACAACUCAUUCUGGGUGCCCUGGGUGUGGUUUGCCAACCUGUCAAUGAAGGCCUAUGUUGGAGGUCGAAUCCGGGACACUGUCUUGCUCCAGAGCAUGAUAAACGAGAUGUGCACCUUGCGUACUCAGUGUGGACAUCUGUAUGCUUACGACUGGAUCAGCAUCCCACUGGUGUACACACAGGUGGUGACAGUGGCAGUGUACAGCUUUUUCCUCGCAUGCUUGGUGGGGCGGCAGUUUUUGAACCCAGCCAAGAACUACCCAGGCCACGAGAUGGACCUCGUCGUGCCUGUCUUCACAAUCCUGCAAUUCCUAUUUUACAUGGGCUGGCUGAAGGUGGCAGAGCAGCUCAUCAACCCCUUCGGAGAGGAUGACGAUGAUUUUGAGACCAACUGGAUCAUUGACAGAAACCUGCAGGUAUCCCUGUUGUCUGUGGAUGAGAUGCACCAGGAUUUGCCUCCCAUGGAGCGUGAUAUGUACUGGAAUGAGGCCGAGCCUCAGCCACCCUACACCGCUGCUUCUGUCCAGUAUCGUCGACCUUCCUUCUUGGGCUCCACCUUCAACAUCAGCCUGGACAAAGAAGACAUGGAGUUUCAGUCAAAUGAGGAUGACGAAGAUGAGGAGAACCCUGGCGGCAUCAUUGGACGCUUCUUAGGGCUGCAGUCCACUGACCACCAUCCUCCCAGGACAGAUUCAAAGACCAAACUAUUGUGGUCCAAGAAGGACCUGGAGGGCCAUAAGGCCAAGCACAACUCUAGAGACCAGGAAGAUAAUGCCUGGAAACUUAAGGGUCUGGAUACCUUCAGGGCCACUCCACUGUUUGAAAGGCCAGGCUACCACAGUGCCCCCCAGACACCACUCAGCCAUACUCCCAUGGUCUUCCCUCCUGAGCAGUCAGCAGCCUCCAAGCCUUACUUAGUCACAGGUAUAGACACUAAAGACAAAAACCUAACACCCAUGACUUCUGAGACCAAGAACACUUUGUUUUAUAGGUUUAUUUUUACUUUAUAUACGUUGUGUGAGUCUUUGAGUAUAUGCCACAUGUGUGCUGGUAACCCUCAGCACCAAACAAAGAGGAAAACUGUGGAGUUUAACUUGAACAUUCCGAAGAAGAGCCCCACAGAACGUACUAGAAAACAACAUUUGGACCAGGGGCCAAGCAACACACACACUACACGGAAGGAGCAUGUAGAGCCCCAUUCUACCUUGGAAAACAGGGAUGAAGCUGGCACCUAACCUGUUUCCUGGGAUUGAUGCUUCACGGCCUGGUCCUCACCUGCAGGAAUGCCAGCAGGACACUGACCCAGUCAGAGGCACACAGCUGUGUGAGACACCCAAGAGUAUGUUCCCACGACAGUCUGCCAAGUAACUCAGAACCAGGGGUGCUGAGUCCUGUCUGAACACACCCGUGUCUCCCG